CUUUUGUUGGUCCGUGAGGAAGUCGCAAGAUGGCUGACAUCGCUUGAAAGUAUGUCUCCUUCCUCAACAUGAAGUCGUGAGUGUGGAAGAACGCGAGGGAGGCACCAUCGGCCGUUUGUUUUUAAUUAACUUUUUAAUUAUUUUUUUAAUUUCUGCCGUUAAUUUCUCCAAACAUCCAUUUCAUUUCGCGUCGUCUCUGUCCCAGAGUUGUCUUUGAGAGUUGACGCGUCAAGUCACGCCGGGGACCCAGCUCGCUACAGCGGUUAACGUUAGCCAGCGAGAUAGCUGGUUAGCUAGCUAACUAAAUCAUAUUUGUGAUAUCCCAUCGGCCUGCUAACUAGCUUGUCUCAUUAAUUUGAAAUAGUCUAACUGUUCUAAUAUCAAUAUACUGUCAGAUUAAGAAUUACUCGACCGUCAUGUUCGCCAACUAAUGCGCAACGUUUCUUCGUGUGAAUCAGGAUUAUAAUUUUGGAGUAAAUCAUACCAUUACUAUAGUUAGCCACUAGCCAUCAUCAGUUAUCAACAUUUCAUGUGUUAUUACCUAGCUAGCUAGCUGGUUAGAGGGGAAGUUAAACUUUAGCCGGAGAAUUACACUAGCUGGCUUUGCUGGCAGUUGACCAAAAUACUGCUAGGGAUGGACACACAAUUGUACUCACACGACCAAAUAUAGAAGAUUGGCUUUGCACACUAACUAGUUAGCUAGCUUUCUUACUUGCUGUUAGGAAGUACACCUCUCGGCCUGGCCAACUAGCGUACUAGGCUAGUUUGCCUUUGCAGGGUUGGUCACUCGUAUCAGAGUUGAGGGUGGCAGCAGCUAGGUGCAGCAACAGUCGUUCAGUCAGUCACACAGAGAGAUACGUUAGCUAGCUGCCAGGUUCUAGCUAGUUACAGUCUCGACUCUCACAUCAGCUAUCACCACGGCGUUCCGAACGUACCCGGAGCCCCCCUCCCCUGGCCAGACCCACCGGCUCAACAACACCGGGAUGGGUGUGCAGGGCUUCCAGGAGUAUCUUGAGAAAAGGUGUCCCGGGGCAGCUGUCCCCGUGGACCUCCUCAAACUAGCCCGUACACCGAGCCGCCAGCCCCCGCACCACCACCCCCAUCACCCCGGCCCUAUGCCUCCUCCACCUCCGGCCCGGAUACUCAUCGAUGCUGACUCCGGCCUGCAGCGGCUGUACGGCGGCUACCAGACGGACUGGGUGUGCGGCGGGGAGUGGAAUGCCAUGCUGGGAUACCUGUCCGCUCUGUCCCAGGCCUGUCUGUACCAGGGUGGGCUUGAGCUGGUCGUGGUGUUCAACGGGACCCUGGGGAAGGAACGGUGGCCGGAGUGGGCGCGCCGGGCCCAGGGGCAACGCCAGACAGCCCAGCUCAUCGUCAAUCACGUUGGCAGCAAGGCAACUCCGCCUCCCCGUGCUUGGUUCCUGCCCCCAGCCUGCCUCAGCCACUGUGUCCGCCUCGCCAUGUUUCGCUUCAGAGUGCGGGUUGUCCAGACGUUGGAGGACCACCACCAGGAGGUGCUGUCCCUCUACAGGGACUUUGGUUUCUGUGGCCUGAUCGCCCAGGACUCAGAGUUUGCUCUCUGCAACGUGCCCGCCUACUUCUCCUCGCAUGCCCUCAAACUGUCCUGGAACGGCAAGAACCUGACCACCCACCAGUACCUGCUCUCUGAAGCAGCCAGACAGCUUGGUCUGAAGACACAACACCUGCCCUGCUUCACUGCACUGCUGGGGAACCAUAUUCUACCUGAUGAGGACCUGGCUGCCUUCCACUGGAGCCUUUUAGGACCAGAACACCCCCUGGCCUCACUCAAGGUGCGUGCCCACCAGUUGGUGCUGCCUCCCUGUGAGGUGGUUAUCAAGGCGGUGUCAGAGUACGUCUCCUCCAUUAAAGACCUGGGGAACCUCGACGUUAUCGCCAGAGACGUCUUCAAACAGUCACAGUCUCGUAUGGAGGACAAGGUGCAGCGUUUUAAGAGAGCUGUGGAGUAUUUCUCAGCUGCCUCUAAACCCCGCCCACUCUCCAUGGGAACCUCCCCCUACCUCUUGCCAGGGUUUGGGCCGGCUCCGUUUGGUGGACCUCCUGGCCACAUGGGGGCGAUGCAGACUGUAAAGACCCAGUACCCCCUCCAGGGUGUAAAGCCACCCUAUCAGAAUGCUCCGUACGGACCAGGCAACACCCCUCUGUUCCAGAACCCCCCACCUCCCCUGCAGGACUGCAACGAUUCACUGCCAGGGAAAAUGGCCUUCACCGAUUGGUCAGCUCCAUAUGACCAGGGAGGAAGUCGAUUACCGAAUCACCAUGCGGCCGCUCCCUCUGGGCCCUCCCCGUCUCCUUCAUCAUCGUCUGAUGGAGAUGAACCAAACGACAGCAGCAAACAAGUCCUCCAGAUGGGACGAUCCGUCCUGUCGAGGGGGCGGAGGGGAUGGUCCCACGGUAACAUUCCAUCGCUGUUGUCGAUGGCGACGCGGAGUCACAUGGACAUAACCACGCCCCCUCUGCCUAAAGUCAGCGCUGAGGUGUUGAGAGUAGCAGAACACAGACAUCGCAGAGGACUAAUGUAUCCAGAGAUAUACCACAUACUGACCAAGGGAGAGAUAAAGAUGGCGGUGUGUAUAGAAGAUGAUUGUAACAGUGAACUGCCUCCAGCCUCUCUGCUGUUCAGAGCAGCCAGACAGUACAGCUAUGGGGUCCUCUUCAGCCUAGCCGAAACACACCGACGCCUCGAGAGACUCGCCAUGCGCAACAGAGGACCCCUCGAAGUACCGCCAGUGAUAGUGAAGGAGUGGUCCAGUGGGAAGUCGAAGUCGGCCCUGACCCCUGAGCUGGUUCCAGCGCUGUGCUUCAGAGAGUGGACCUGUCCUAACCUGCGGAGGCUGUGGCUUGGUAGAGCCAGUGAAGAUCGCUCCCGGAGGACCAGAGCUUUCCUAGCCUGUCUGCGCUCUGACUGUCCUGCCUUACUCAACCCUGCUCAGGUCCCACAACACCUUCUGCUCAUGUGCUGCGUGCUCAGGUAUAUGAUGCAGUGGCCAGGUGGUCGUAUUCUACAGAGACAUGAGUUAGAUGCCUUCCUGGCCCAGGCAGUCUCUAACCAGCUCUACGAACCAGACCAGCUACAGGAACUGAAGGUGGAGAAAGUAGAUGGUCGGGGAGUGCAGCUGGCGUCUCUCUUCAUGGCGGGCGUGGACACGGCUCUGUUGGUCAACGAUGUGUGUGGUCAGCCGUUACCAUGGGAACACUGCUGCCCCUGGGGCUUCUUCGACGGGAAACUCUUCCAGACCAAACUGGCCCGUGCCGCCCGAGACCGCCAGGCUCUGCUCGACAUGUGUGAAGGACAGGAGGAGCUGGUGUCUCGUGUGGAGAAGAUGCGUCAGGCCAUCCUAGAAGGCAUCAACUUCUCUCGUCCUCCUCCCCCUCCUCCUCCUCUCCCCCCUCCUUCCUUCCUACCCCCUCCCCCCUUCUACCCUCUGCCUCCCCUCUACCCUCCCCGGCCCAUGGGAAACAUGCCACACCACCACCCUCAACAUCCUCACCCUCAUCACCACUCACACCCAGCCCAGCAUAGACCCAGAGCCUUCCCAGGUCUGCAGUCGAUCCCUCCCCAGGGAGGGAAGUUGGAGAUAGCCGGAAUGGUGGUGGGGCAGUGGGCCGGGAACAAACCACUGCGUGGCAGAGGGGGAUUCAACAUGCAGGUGGUGUCAGUCGGGGCUGGGAGAGGAAGGGGUAAGGACAUCCCAGUGAAAGGAGGGCGAGGAGGUAAAAAGGUGACUGCCAACAGAAUAAAGACCUCACCCCCUCCACCCUCCACCAGCCCCCCCAAGUCCUCUGAGGGUGAGGGUCUUAACUCUGGGGGUGUGGCCCAGAAGCUGAACGGCAGCCCUGCAGCCUCCGCUAUUGGCCAGCCUUUGGAUCUUCCCCCACUGGCCCAGCCAAACCCGUGUGCCUUAGCCAGCAAAGACAACCAAUCAGAGGAGGCCCCUUGUUGCCUUGACAGCUGUCCUUCAGACGGAAUGUAACGAAGAUGGAUUGACUAGGCUUUCCCAGAAUGCACCAGGGUGUUCUGAAAGUGCCGUCUGUGUUCUACUGCCUUCCCCUGUCUGUUAGCCUCGCCCACCAACACACCAACCAGGAAGUCAGAGAGGGGGAGGUGCUCUGCUCAAUCAGUGGAUUUGAUUGAAGUGUUCCGCUAGCCUUUCCCCCCCCCCCUCUCUGCUUCUCUGUGUGAUUGGUUCGGCAGAGCAGUAAGCCCAACCCCUUGAUUUUGUCAUGUUUUAUUUUAACGAUGAGAGGUUUUUCUCCAUGAGUCCAUUUUGUCUAAGCCCCGCCUCCGCCCCAUAAAGCCCUGCCCCCAUGGCUUUUGUAGCCCCAGCACACUGUCUCAUGUUGUAAUGAUCCCUCCCUAGUGUUAAAAUUGAUUAUGAAUUGAAAUGGGAUGAUGUGAUCUACACUCCCCUACCGAGGUCCGCACAGUUAGACUUGAACUACAGUGUUUAGUAGUAGUAGUAAUAGUGGGUUUACACACACAGUAAUGUUGACACUAAACACACACUGUUGGCCAGUCUGUUAGUUCCUCGGUUUGGUAGCCAUUAGAGGUGUGUAAAGGUUUAGUUGCCCAACCCAGCCGUGUUGAGACCCCCUGACCACAGAUGUAAACUGUUGCCAUAGGGACCUCAUGGCAAGCGGCGUUCCAUGUGAGGUCAGAGAGGAAUAGAGAAAGGAGGAUGACAUGGCGUUUGCUAAAUCCCCCAAUACACCACCAAUAAUGAUCUAUUAGCAUCAACCGCGCCUCUAACCUCACCCGCCAGACCCAUCUGUAUUAGCUACGCUGCGUUGUGUUGCUAAUCACAACACUACCUGGGGCGGCAAGUAGCCUAGUGGUUAGAGCGUUGGGCCAGUCACUGAAAGGUUACUGGAUCAAAUCCCAGAGCUGACAAGGUAAAAAUCUGGCGUUCUGCCCCU
Molecule: messenger RNA, 4956 nt
Organism: Oncorhynchus kisutch (coho salmon)
Lineage: Eukaryota; Metazoa; Chordata; Actinopteri; Salmoniformes; Salmonidae
Product: constitutive coactivator of PPAR-gamma-like protein 2
Cellular component (GO): nucleus
Source: RefSeq, a predicted model, not a curated record